AGUUGUUUACCGUCAAUGUCACAUGUCACUAUUACUGAUAGGUUUGUAGGGUAACUACUUUGGUCUAUUUGUUCAGUUUUUAUUAAAUUUUGUUCUAGUUCUAUCAAUAUGAGAUUUUAUUUAGUUAAAAUUAAAUUUCGUAAUCAUUUUUUCGAUUACUUUCACUAGGUUGGCGUAAAUGAAGUUAAAAUUGUUUAAAAAAGCAUAUAUGUAAAAUUUAGCUAUUUUUAAACAGUGUAAGUGAGCACAAUGCAUUCAAAUUACAAAUCUGUCUUCAGAGAUAUUUACAAUAGACAAUAUAGUUAUAAAAAUAAUUUGUAUAGAACGGCAAAAGAUGAUGAAAGUCUUCUUCAAAGAUUAGGGCUACUUAAAAAAUUGCAAAUUCAUCACGGCUGUGUUAAUACUAUUUGUUGGAAUGACACUGGGGAAUAUAUUCUUUCUGGUUCUGAUGAUCAAUGUCUAGUCAUAACAAAUGGACAUAAUUAUGAUGUCUUAGGAAAAUACACUACCAGCCACCAUGCUAAUAUUUUUAGUGCAAAAUUUCUUCCACAUACGAACGAUAAACAAAUUGUAUCUUGUUCAGGGGAUGGAAUUAUUAUCCAUACAGAUUUAUCUAGGACAGAAGAAACAUAUGAUAAUAUAUUUAAUUGCCAUGCUGGAACCACUACUUAUGAAGUAAUCACUGUCCCAAAUGAACCAUAUUCAUUUCUAAGUUGUGGUGAAGAUGGUACUGUAAGAUGUUUUGAUUUGAGAAGUAAAAGCAGCUGUCAUAAACCUAGAUGUAAGGAUGGUACAAUAAUAUCCUGUCUAAGAGCAGUUACAGCUUUAGCUCUUAGUCCUACUUCUUAUUACCAUUUAGCUAUCGGCUGUGCUGAUUCAUCUGUACAAAUCUUUGACAGGAGAUACAUUAACACUAAAAUUGGAGGUAUGUAUGUGUGUACUACAAAUUGUCGUGUAGUGAAUGAUCUUGUAUUUUUAGGGCAACAUCAGGGACAACCGUUUUGUACAUUUGUUGCUCCCCAUUUUGAAAAUGACAGACAUUACAGAAUAACGUCAUUAAGUUACAGCAGAGACGGACAGGAUAUGCUCGUCAGUUAUUCAUCAGAUUAUCUCUAUUUAUUUAAUGUUAUGGAAAGUAGUACUAUUCAGCUUAAAAAACCCUUCCAGAAAUCUUCGCAUUGGGAUAAAAUUAAAGCUAUGACAGGUAAAAGGGAAAGAUUAUCUCCUAUACCUGUCAGGAGGUUGAGGUUGCGAGGUGAUUGGUCAGAUACUGGUCCAGAUGCUCGACCAGAGAGAGACAACAGCUCUUCAUCCGCUAAUCUCGGUCAGGCAAGACCACAACUACAAGCAACUCUUAUGCAACGUAUGACAGAUGUAUUAUCUCGUAUGCUGAACGAUCCGAUGACUAGGGCAGCGCUUAGUGCCGGUGGAGAAGAUUCCGUGGAUGCAGACGAUAACGCCCAAAGAAUAUUAGAUAAUAGAAACAAUAGUCAAUCAGAAGAAGCUUCUGGUAAUAGUAGCAUGGAAACGGAACAAACAGGACCCGAACAGAGCUCAGAUCGUCCUACGUCUCAGAUAAAUUCAUUAAAUUCGGAAGGUAUACGAUGCGGACCAACUAGUCACCUUCACUGUCAUCUGAUAGCCUUAAGGAAUCUUCGGGAAGGUUUCAUUGAACAACACGGUGCUGAACCUUCGGUUAGUUUCAGAUAUUCACAACAGAGUACCUCAAAUUCAACGAUUAGUCUUCGAGUUAGUAAUAGAAACAACGCCAACGAAUCGGCAACAGUGCCUUCUACUUCAGAACGAGAGGUUUGGGGGGAAAAUCAAAGAGCCGAAGAAACGAAUGCUGACGUUGAUCUAGAUUAUGAUGAUGUUGUUAUAAGUGGAGAUGAAACAGUCGAAGAAGAAGAGGAAGAACCUGAAAAACAUCGUACCUACGAAGCGGAAAUGAAAAUGAAAUAUGUAGGUCACAGAAAUUCACGCACCAUGAUAAAAGAAGCGACUUUCUGGGGGGACGAUUACGUAAUGUCAGGAUCGGAUUGUGGUCAUGUUUUCAUAUGGAAUCGUCACACGGCAGAUCUCAAAAUGCUCCUCCAAGCCGAUCAACACGUUGUGAAUUGUCUCCAACCUCAUCCUACUCUACCUUUACUUGCUACUAGCGGUAUAGAUCACGAUGUUAAACUGUGGGCUCCUAUUCGUGAAGAAUCUUGCUUCGAUGAAAAAUCAGCCGGGGAUUUGAUAAAUAGGAACGCAAUCAUGUUGGAAGAAACUAGGGAUACUAUAACCGUCCCAGCUGCUUUUAUGAUUCGAAUGUUAGCUUGUUUGAAUCAAAUCCGUAGAGGAGCUAGAGCUAACCGAACGUCCAGAAGAAGAGAAGAAGAUCAAGACGACUCAUAAUAUAUCUCUAUUGAACUAUCUAGAUUAUUUAAUAAUGGAUAAUGUUUUACGAAAUCUUUUAAUUUGAAUAUUGUCAAAUUCCGAAGUUCAUUAUAAUUUUGAUAACUUGAUUUUGUGUACACCAACAUAGUACAAAUAGAGCAGCAUCUAAAAAAGGUUAGAAUACUUGAAAUUCGACGUUUUUUUUUUUCGUAAAACAGUUCCAAAAAGUAGAAGUGAAAUAGAAGAAAAACUAAAAGUUGAUUCUCACUAUACGUUCCAUUUAUUGAUUUCUUCGUUGAAACAAAAUAAAAUCAUCACUUUUGUAACAUUCAGUAUAUAUUGAUAAAAAAAUACCAGGUAUAAAUUUUUAGCGAACUACUGUAACUCAAUUUUAAAAUUCGAUUUUCUAGAAUACCUAAAUUUUAUUCACUAAAUCGGUUUUAUUGAUUGUGACAUUUUUAUCCAUUUUCUAUUUAUAUGAAAGGUUUCUUAAAAAAGUUAUCACAAAAUCAAAGUAAAAAUUUUGGAAUAUAUUUGAAAAACUAGUAAGGAAAAAAUUCGUAAAAUGUCUAAUGUUAAAUUAAAUUAAAAUACAACGUUGCCAAGCUGGUUUAUUUUACUAAAAACACCAGGAAGUUAAAUUUGAGAGACCAUUCCAUAUCAGGAAUACUUAAAUUGAACACUAGGUAUAUACAUUAUAGAAAUUUGAAAUUUAAUAUAAAAAAUAAACUUAUUUCGAGCAUAUAUUUCAUACAUCGGUAUGAACAAACAAAAUUUUAUUUAAAAUAUUUCUACUACAUCAACAUUGGUCCUUCUAGCCGGGUAUAAACUAAAAGUAUAUGGAAUGUAUAUUGUUGGUAUAGUGACGAAUAUAAAGCACGUCUAGUGAGAAUCAAACAAAAAAACAAAGGAUACUUUGAUAUUUUAAUCUUUCUAUAUGUAAAAAAGUUGAAACUGAUUUUAGAAAAAAAUGUAUUUGUAAUUUUGAGCAGCAACCUUUCGCAUCUAUCCAAUCAACAGCUAGCUGAAAGUGAAAGGUAAGGUAAGUUGAAAAAUAACAUAUAAAAAUUCAAAUAAAGUCCAUUUUUUCACGAUUGACAGUUACACUGCUCCACAGAAUUGUGUUUUCAUAUUUCUAUUGCUAUUUAAUGUCGUUUGUAAGCAUUUGAACAAUUACAGCUGCUAUCUUUUGAUUCAAGCGAAUAAUAAACCACUUGUUUCGAAAAAAAUAAUUCUUAUAAUAAUUCAAUAAGUGAAAAAAAAAUCUAUUAUAUGAGAGUAUUUUUCACCCAUUUACUUGUGUCUAUUCAGAAUUUCACUCAAUAGCAUGUUUUUGGUAGAUAUUUCUCAACAUAUAAAGCAGAUUUGCCCUUUUUUGUGUUGUGUCGUUUGCAUAGCAACUAGCAACCCUAAUAUAUGGAAUAAUUAUGGUUAACACUCAGUGAAUAUGAAUUUUUUUAUUCAUGUCCUUAGGAAAGUGCCCUUGCUGACUUUAUACUAUCCUCUUGUUAAUGUUUUACAUUUUUCGUUUAUUUGUCCCUAUCGAAAACAAUGAGUACACAUUAAACUUUUUUACAUAAAAAGAUUGAUGUUCGUUGGUUCAAACUGUAGAUAUUUAUUUUUAAAAUUAAUUUCGUGGAAUGUUCGACUGGAGGCAAACAUAUAUUGUUGAUAUAUUUAUUUUUGACUAAUUUAUUUUUAAUAAACAGAAAUAUGUCAUUUACCAGGUACUAAAAAAAGUAUGAAAGAAAUAAGUAAUUGGACGUUUAUUUGCAAAAUAAGCGUCAAUGUAUCCUAUUACUUAUGAUCCGAUGAAAAUAUUUGUCCUCCAUACCAAAGUGACAGAAAUUUCAACUUGUUUUACAAUUUUAGUUCUAAAGUUCUGCCAUGUUCAUCUUCAGGUUGAAAUCUUUCAAAAUAACUCUCAUUUAAGUUAAACCACAGUCUCAAUUUGUCAUUUAGAACGUGGCAUUCUCAUUUACACAAAUAUAAUUUUUUUGACCGUACUUCAAUUUAAAUUAUAGAAAAUUGGUCCUACAUUUACUGUAGUGCUAAAAAUGUAUGCAAGGAUUAUUAAUUGAACAUGAUUUUCAUGCUGAAUCUCUGUCCCCCUUACUAAAAUAACUGAAAUUUCAAUGAGUAUAUUCAAUUACCCAAUUAUACAAUCUUAGAUCGAAAUCUUUCGAAACAACUCUUAAAUAAGUUGAACACGUGUCUCAUUCUGUUUUAUUGUCUCAUCAUUCCUAUUAUCUUAUUUUUAUCUGGUAUUUUCAUUUAGAAAUGUAUUUUUUGUUACUUAAUUAAAAAAAAUUAUUGAUACUAAAACAGUCAGUACAUUUUAUGUAAUUGUGUAACCCUUCCUAAUAAUUUCUCUAUUUCAUUGUGGAAUAGGCAUUUAAACAUGCUAUUAUAUCAAAUUCGAAAAAAAUGUCCAUCAAGUCAAUAAACUGAAUCUAGUCUUUCCAUUUCUAGUUGAAAAUCAAGUUCGUGUCAGAAUCUUUUGAAACAACUCUGGUGUAAAUAGAACUGUCGAAGCUUGAAAUUCAAUCUGUUUAUUGUUAUAUUUUCUUAACUUUCUCAUUCAAACUAAAACUUUUAUGAAAAACUUUUUCCAUAGAGUCAAGUUAUGAUUUUUCUACUAUCAAAACAAAUCCAUUAUUUGAUAUAUAAUUUGAGCUACAUCAGUAAGUUACAAUUGUUUUAGUUGUCUUCAUGCUUUGUAGUAAACUGAAAUACCACCCAAAAUUUUAUUUCAAUGAACAGCUGAUCGUUAAAAAUAUGUUAGGCAGUUGUAAUCUAUUAAAACACCACAUUUGUCCAAAUUUAAAUUAAAUUAAAUUUAUUAAAAAAAUAUAUAACUUACAGUUUCAUUAAUUUCACAUAAAAAACUUGUAAAAAUUGAUACUUUUACUGAUCUCCUUGUAUAAAUUUUUGUUUGUCUCCAACAUAUAAUGUAUUAUGAAAAUAUUAGUAUUAAGUUGAUAUUGAUUGUGUUGAAUUAAUCGGGAAUGUUAUUGUGUAAUUCAUGUUACCAAUUAAUGUAAGUUACUGUGAUUUAACUCAAUUUUACAUUUACUUUGUAAUUUGACAAGGCAAAUAAAUUUUUAAAAGAUA
This is a messenger RNA of Diorhabda carinulata, 5493 nucleotides long. Its product is annotated as DDB1- and CUL4-associated factor 6-like. Bases 250 to 2397 code for a protein of 715 amino acids. Lineage: Eukaryota; Metazoa; Arthropoda; Insecta; Coleoptera; Chrysomelidae. The transcript has 10 exons. Gene Ontology annotation, biological process: positive regulation of transcription by RNA polymerase II. Gene Ontology annotation, molecular function: protein binding. Gene Ontology annotation, cellular component: cytoplasm; Cul4-RING E3 ubiquitin ligase complex. The record is from RefSeq and is a predicted model, not a curated record.